AUGGAUCCAGGGCGGCGGCAAAGGGUCCAGCUCUCGCAAAGCACGGUCAGAGCGUCACCUUGUCCUGCAAGGCGCUUCUGCGAGCAAAGUGCGUUCGAGGCGCAGCUGGCAGCCGACGACACCUUUGUUGACGAGCGCUUUCGCGACUCUGCAUGCGCAGGUUUUGGAAGCACCGCUCAGCCGCGUGCCGCCAAUGGAGGUGCUUCCUCCGAAGCAAUCCCGGCCACCGCAAUGGCGCUCUUUCUCGGCAUGCCACACGGCUCAGAGCGACCGCAGCUGCCCGCCUAG
Molecule: messenger RNA, 288 nt
Organism: Moesziomyces aphidis
Lineage: Eukaryota; Fungi; Basidiomycota; Ustilaginomycetes; Ustilaginales; Ustilaginaceae
Source: the annotation of a GenBank genome assembly